Jatropha curcas is the source of this 783-nucleotide messenger RNA. NCBI's taxonomy places the organism in Eukaryota, Viridiplantae, Streptophyta, Magnoliopsida, Malpighiales, Euphorbiaceae. The record is from RefSeq and is a predicted model, not a curated record.
AUGGGGGGUGUUGGCAAAACUACUCUCUUAAACCAAAUCAACAACAAGUUUGCUAGUACAACCCAUAAUUUUGAUGUUGUGAUUUGGGUGGUGGUGUCCAAGGAUUUGAAACCUGACAAGAUUCAAGAAGAUAUUUGGAAAAAGGUUGGCUUUUUUGAUGAGACGUGGGCAAAAAAAAUCCCCAGUGAGAAAGCAGAAGAUAUAUUUUAUAGGUUGAGCAGAAAGAAGUUUGUAUUAUUUUUGGAUGACUUAUGGCAGAAGGUUGAUCUCAGAGACAUAGGGGUUCCUCUUGAUAGUAUUCACGACGCGUUCCUACAAAAUAUGCAGGAGAAAGUAGGGGAUAUUCCUCCGAAUAUCCUUCCUCUAGCUACAGAUGUUGUUAAGAAGUGUGGUGGAUUGCCACUGGCACUCAUCACAAUUGGCCAUGCCAUGGCUGGCAAAGAUGCAGUCCAAGAAUGGGAACAUGCUCUCGAGGUCUUAAGAAGUUAUGCCUCGAGUUUACAAGGAAUGGAAGAUGAGGUAUUUCAAGAUAUGGAGGUUGAAGUAUUUGCAAUUUUGAAGUUUAGUUAUGAUAGCCUACACAGUGAAAAAGUCAAAUCUUGCUUCUUAUACUGUUCCUUAUUCCCGGAGGACUUCGAAAUUCUCAAGGAUGAUUUGGUACAUUAUUUUGUGCUCGAAAUGGGGAUAGACUUAUUGUUCACUUGUUCGGAUAUGCCUGUGGAGAAAAUGGAAAAAUAUGUUAAAUCAAUGGAUGUGUGCCGUGACAUGACUUUCGUGGAUUAG